Molecule: messenger RNA, 2496 nt
Organism: Coccidioides posadasii C735 delta SOWgp
Lineage: Eukaryota; Fungi; Ascomycota; Eurotiomycetes; Onygenales; Onygenaceae
Source: RefSeq, a predicted model, not a curated record
AUGGUCACAAAGCACGCGGUCCCAGAUCCUCCCUUUAAACCCCAUGGCGGCGGUGAUCACACUGCCUUCCGGCCACAUGGCCCCAGUCCCGUCAAGCGCCCAACCCUCAAUGCUAUAGACACAACGCUCCCGCCUCGCCGCUCGCCCGUGGCCCGACCUCUCCCUCUCGCCAACUCCGCCCCUCCGUCCAAUGGCCCUCGUGGUGGCAGAAGGCCUGAUCCCCUCCGCCCUACCUACCUCAAAAUAUCCCACGUCGAACCGCCUCUUCGCUCGGCUUGCUCUUUCGACACCACUCGACAUGGCCCUAUGCAAUUGUCCCCGGCGAGGGAGCGUACGCGACCAGUCCCUCCCAGAAACCGGCUCGACACUCCUCCAAUGGGGCUGAAGCCGACGCUCUCAAUGACCAACAUGCAAUCUGGCCAAUUUGCACCGCUUCGUCAUGACAGGCCGCCGCUGGAUACCCCCGUCAGCGCUCGUUUCCCUCAUCGCCACCAUCCCCCCGAGCUACACUUUGAUAUCCCACUCCGAUCGAGCUUGCAGUCUGCCACUACUGGAAGCUCGAGUUUGGAACCCGCAAGCGGAACAGAGCGGAGUAGUAUUCUCACCAAUACCAGCUCCAUAACGGAUCUGACACCGGACACCGCAGAGGAGCCAGUUGGUGGAAUGAGUGUCGACGAUGCCAUAGAUAUGUAUCUUGAUGGCUUCUCGGAUGACUCGUCGCCAUCGUUGGAACUAGCAGAUUCGCCGGAACCACCCAACUUUCUUGAAUCCCCCGAACCACCAUCUAGGGCAACGGAGUCUCCAAGCACGCCAGAAGAGGAGCCAAAACCCGGACGUCCACCAAGCCCUAAAGACCCAGAAUCUCCUGAAGGGCCAACAGGGAGCAGCCGUUUGGAGAACCAAAGUCAUGCAGAAGAUUAUUGUUCCACUGGAAAACCACCACCCCCGCCUAUGGAACCAAAGGUUACAGUACCAGAAGUCCUCUCAGUUGGUGUACCGCCUCCCUUAUCUGCGGCAACCAAGUUACGAGACCAAUAUGGAUUCAAAAAGGAGACAACCUAUGUCACUCUGGCGCAGUAUAACAAGUGGAACGAACCAUAUUCAAGAUACGUGGGCUACCGGAGACAAAAAUGGGUAGAGCUUCUCAAGGACAGUGGUCUCGAGCAUAAGGACACUCUUACCUUCCCCCCGAGAUCAGGCAAAGUGAAGCGGUAUAUUAGAAAAGGUAUACCUCCGGAAUACCGUGGUGCUGCGUGGUUCUGGUAUACUGGAGGCCAUGAACAUCUCCAACGGAACCCGGGUCUUUACCGGAAACUUGUCGAGCAAGCCGUUCAUUCCCCCAUGAACGAUGACAAGGAGCACAUUGAGCGAGACCUCCAUAGGACCUUUCCUGAUAAUAUCCAUUACAAGCCGGACUCGUCUUCUGAAACGACGACAGGCGCGGCUGCCGGUAGCAGCAACCUCAAGUAUGCGCCAGAUGCCCAGGAGACACCCAUAAUCCAGUCGCUACGUCGUGUCUUAUACGCGUUUUCAGUGCAUAACCCAAAGAUUGGCUAUACCCAGUCCCUAAACUUCAUCACGGGUCUCCUGCUUCUUUUCCUUCCGGAAGAAAAGGCGUUCUGGAUACUUCAUAUCAUUACUUCCACAUAUCUACCAGGCACGCAUGAAGUGAGUCUAGAAGGAGCCAACGCUGACCUCUGGAUCCUCAUGGUUGCCUUGAAGGACGCUCUGCCACCUGUGUACACAAAAGUUGCUAGUCCAACACCAACAACUCCUAGAUCAAAACCGCCCGCCAUCAACACUACCACUCGACUCCCUGAUAUUACACUUGGCCUUACGAACUGGCUGAUGUCCAUGUUCAUCGGCAGCCUUCCUCUCGAAACCACGCUGCGGGUGUGGGAUAUUCUUUUCUACGAGGGUUCUAGAACCUUUUUCCGUGUUGCAUUGGCAAUCUUUAGGCUUAGCCAAAGAGACAUACUCGCCGUCAGCGAUCCCAUGGAAAUAUUUCAGAUCGUGCAGACGGCCCCGAAGAAGAUGAUCGAUGCAAGUGCUCUCGCUGACGAGUGCUUUGUGCGACGCUUCCGGUUCUCACAAGCACGAAUCGAGUCGCUGAGGGCUGCGCGGAGACAAGCCAUCAGGGAAGAUAAGGAGCGAGUGUCGUUUUUGGCGUGUCCUGGGAAUUUUGGUGCCGAUUCCGACCGUCGCCCAAGUACCUCAAGCAAUAAUAAUACUCAGGCUGGUGCGUGGAGAACAUGGAAGAAUCACACUUUUAGAUGAGGUUUCAUGGCUCUUUCACGCCCUCAAUUCCAAUGUUUUAUUAUUUUGGGGUCUUAUUCUUUCUUUCUUUCCUUUUUUUCCACCUCCCCUUCUUCUCUCUCUUCGAGCUGGCUGUUGCAUUAGCAGGUGGACAGACCUACCGGCCUACCAACCUAUGUACUUUCUUCUCUCUUCUCAGCACAUACAUAACCCUGUUACGCCCUCCCUAAGGAUUUCCUU